Molecule: messenger RNA, 804 nt
Organism: Besnoitia besnoiti
Lineage: Eukaryota; Apicomplexa; Conoidasida; Eucoccidiorida; Sarcocystidae
Product: vesicle transport v-snare protein
Exons: 9
Coding region: 1-804 (267 amino acids)
Biological process (GO): intracellular protein transport; vesicle fusion
Cellular component (GO): late endosome membrane; SNARE complex; endoplasmic reticulum membrane
Molecular function (GO): SNARE binding; SNAP receptor activity
Source: RefSeq, a predicted model, not a curated record
AUGGAUCACAGGCUCCUCGACUACGAGCAGGAGUUCCUCAACUCCUACGCUCGUUUGAAAUGCUGUUGUACAUCUAUCCAAAGCGAGGACAGCAGCGCGGAGAAACGUCGGGGUAUCGCUAAUGGCAUCAAAAGCCUUCAACAAGCAGAAUCCGCACUUCGCCAAUUUGAACUCCAAGCUCGCAUGCCUCUGGAGGGUGACGUGCCUGACGACCAGCGUUCGCCAAAAGCCAGAGCAGAUAGCUAUCGAAGAGAACUUCGGCAGGUGGCACACGAUUUUCGAGCAAUACGGACUCAGGUGGAACGUCUGAUGCUUCUGGAUGAUGACGGCUUACCUCCAACUGGAGCGUCACCUCACCAGCGGAUGCGGCUACUCACAGCGACCGAGAGCGCUCAAAAAGGCGUACAUAUGCUGGAGAGCUCAAGAGUGCUGGCGCUGGAGACUGAAGUUCUAGGAUCCAGCAUUAUGACCGAGUUGCGUGGACAGCGGGAGACAAUUGAGCGGACCAGCGCACACAUGGGUAGAGUCGGCGAAGGUCUUCGCGUCGCCUCAGCCACAAUCCAACGAAUUAUUCAAGUCGCCCUGCGACGCAAACUUCUGAUCUACGUGUUAGUUGCCCUUCUGAUUCUCACGCUAAUAUUUAUCUUCGCUCGGAAAGUGAUUCCGGGCAACCUCUCCCAGAGCAAAGCGACUGACAAACCUGAAGCGUCAACCUUGCCCGAUAUUCAGCAAACGUCGGAAACCAAAGUUGCGAAGCUGCUUCUGGGCGUAAGCGUCUACUCUAGGACCCUCCCGGUUCUGUGA